Molecule: messenger RNA, 5084 nt
Organism: Carassius gibelio (silver crucian carp)
Lineage: Eukaryota; Metazoa; Chordata; Actinopteri; Cypriniformes; Cyprinidae
Product: pituitary adenylate cyclase-activating polypeptide type I receptor-like
Exons: 14
Coding region: 496-1833 (445 amino acids)
Biological process (GO): cell surface receptor signaling pathway; adenylate cyclase-modulating G protein-coupled receptor signaling pathway
Cellular component (GO): plasma membrane; neuron projection
Molecular function (GO): vasoactive intestinal polypeptide receptor activity; G protein-coupled peptide receptor activity; peptide hormone binding
Source: RefSeq, a predicted model, not a curated record
CGCAUAUCAGGGAUCAUUGUGAGUCUGCGCGGAUAACCGCUAAGCAGCGGAGUGUUACAACAAUAUAGAGAAUAGCGAGUUAUAUCCAGACCACAUCCCUUACUUCAAACCUGCUCUGGGCUGAUCAGUGUAUUUAUGUGCGUGUAUUUUUCAUUCAUUGCCUUAAUUAGACGUCUGUUCCCUCGUUCAUCUUUGAGAGAGAGAGACACUACUUGACCGCAGAAGUUUUUACGAGGCGUCUUGAGGGAAUGUUUUUUGUGCACCAGCGCGCGACGCAGCAGUUACAACGCCAGUGACUGUCAGCGCGAGACACUCUGCAUUCUGCAUCGUGUUGAUACGUCCUUUCUCGACACCCUUCUUCCUGCUGGGACAAUCUGAUGGUGAUUUGAAGAACUGCAGCAGAUUUCCAGUGUACCUUUUUACCAUCCAGCACUUUGCUGUUCCCCUCUGCUGCUGCUGAUCGGCGGAUACAAUCACAUCAGUGCUCCAAACAAAAUGGCUUCCACAGUGAGAAAAUGUCAGCACCUGUUUUUAACACUCAUCCUUCUCCCUUUGAUCUACUGCAUGCACCCAGACUGUGUCAUUCAGUUAGAGAAAGAGAAGUGCAUGGAAAGGAUGACCAUGGAUGACCCUAGCAGUGAACCUGAAUUGGUCUGCCGAUGGAUGUGGGACAACCUCACCUGCUGGGAGCCAGCAAAAAUUGGUCAAGUGGUCUGGAUGCCUUGUCCCGAGCUAUUUGAAUUCAUGAGUGAGCAGAAUGAUGAGUUUGGAAAGGUCAGCCGUAACUGCACCGAGGAGGGCUGGUCAGAGAUGUUCCCUCACUACGUAGAUGUUUGCCCUUUUAAUGAAAAUGGGACAAGUCCAGACAUGUACUAUGUGUCAGUAAAGGCUCUUUAUACUGUGGGCUACAGCACCUCACUGGUGUCUCUCACCACUGCCAUGGUCAUUCUCUGCAGGUUCAGGAAGCUGCAUUGCACCAGGAAUUUCAUUCAUAUGAACUUGUUUGUGUCCUUCAUCCUGAGGGCCAUUUCAGUCUUCAUUAAAGAUGGCAUUUUAUAUGCAGAGGAGGACAGCAGCCAUUGCUUUAUACACACUGUGGAGUGUAAAGCAGUGAUGGUAUUUUUUCAUUAUUGUGUUUUGUCAAACUACUUCUGGCUGUUUAUCGAGGGCUUGUAUCUCUUUACGCUGCUUGUUGAGACAUUCUUUCCUGAGAAAAGAUACUUCUACUGGUACACCAUUAUUGGAUGGGGUACUCCAACAAUCUGUGUGGCUGUCUGGGCAGUCUUAAGAGCUCAUUUUGAUAACAUUGGUUGCUGGGAUAUUAAUGACAACGCUGCCAUCUGGUGGGUGAUCAAGGGUCCUGUUCUUGCCUCCAUCAUGAUCAACUUUAUACUCUUUAUUGGCAUCAUUAUAAUCCUGGUGCAGAAGCUGCAGUCUCCAGAUAUUGGAGGGAAUGAAUCCAGCAUUUAUCUGCGUCUGGCUCGCUCCACUCUUCUCCUCAUUCCUCUAUUUGGAAUUCACUAUACCGUGUUUGCUUUCACACCGGAAGAUGUCAGCAAAAGAGAAAGACUCGUGUUUGAACUUGGUCUUGGUUCUUUUCAGGGUUUUGUAGUAGCUGUCCUUUACUGUUUUCUUAAUGGAGAGGUGCAGUCCGAAAUCAAACGAAAAUGGCGCAGCUGGACGGUGAACCGGUACUUUGCUGUGGAUAUGAAGCACAGGCACCCGUCUCUGGCCAGCAGUGGUGUGAACGGGGGCACACAGCUCUCCAUCCUCAGCAAGAGCAGCUCACAGAUCCGCAUGUCCAGCCUGCAGGCUGAAACACCGGCCACAUGAGCGCUCAGACGACCAAACUCCUUAGAACUAGAGCUACAAAAUAACUUACGUCAACAUCCAAGUCCUGUUUCAUCUUUUGAGUCUGCAUAGUGUCGGUUGAAGCCGUAAUAUCUGUCAACCCUCCAUAGAUGACAGGCUUUUGCUACAGAACUCUGAGGAGCUCACAACCAAUGGUCUAUUGUGUGCCAAGCAAACAUGGAUACCUUUGAUACAGACUUACGGAGGAAUCAGAUUUGAUCCGAACUGAAUGGAAUUACAGACCGAGGGGAAAUAAUGAUUCCAUAGCAAUCCAGUAUUUAGGAUGUGUUCAUCCAGAAAGCUAUAGCUGGUGAACAAAAUGGAUAUUUUUGUACAUAUCAACAUCACAAGUCUCUCGUGCUUCAUUUCUCUGUCUGUGAAGAUUUGUGACGGUUCGAGAUUCUCAGUAUUUGAUCAUCAAAGCAUCAUUGAAGAGGACGAAGACAGUAGCCCACCUCACCGCAAUGGGAUGCGGGACAUGAAAAGUCCUUUUUGAAGGAGAAGGAACCACAUAUUUCACACAGGAGCUUAAUGAAUAACUCAUCCCCAGUUCCUAAUACCAAUUUAAUAUGUAAAUAUUUCCAUAUGUUGUAACUGUAGAAUGAAGGACUGAAGGAAAAAUCAAGUUUAAGGACUACGAAGUUUAAGGAUCCACAUUCUGGAUGCUUCUUGGGCACAGUGUUGGAAUCUUUUAUAGUCAAAACCUCAUUAAAACAGUGAGUAACUUGUCAAUUUGUUUUCAUGAGUAGAUUCCUCCUGUGUUUGUACAUGUGUUCCUAUUUUUUUAAACAGCCGCUAGUGCAGAAAAUGUCAGUUAGAAUACAACAAGUUCAUGCCACAAUGUUGGCAUAUUAAUAUAUAACUGGGUAAUAUGGGUGUAAUAGAUUUGUAAUAUGCAUGUUGAUUCUUCCCCCACACACUUCUAUGACUACUAGCUGUAAUACAGUGAAUUUACAGCAAAGAAUUAUGAAACAUUACACUCUUAUCAAUAAAUAAAUUCUGUAUAAGCUAUUUUGUUUAUUUUUUUUUUCUGUUUAAAGGCUGAGCAUUUUCUUAUAGCUGUUCUGACACAUAUUUGAUCUUUUGCUCAUUUUGUAAUUUAAUGUCAAAAGCAUUUACAAAUAGAGCACUUUUAAGAUUCCAAAGAAGAUUUUUUUGAAUAUUUGACCUCUUAAUAUGUCAUUUGCCGUACAAGUUUGCAAGUCUUUGCGACUGAUGUCACUGCAUAAGAAGAUGUUUUUUUGCUUCUUCAAAGUGCCUUUUUUUUUGCACAAAAGAGACAUCAGUUUGGUUUUACAAAGACAAACUGCAACACAUAACUGCAUCCCUCUUUGAAAGUACAUUCAUUAUGCUUCAGCAAACCUUAAGAGGCCUUGAGAGAAUUCAAGCUAGUUCCUCUCUUUUCUUUGGCGUAUCUUUUUACAGGCCUUCAGUUUUCUUUCAGUAACCCUUAAGAAAGAAAAAGGUUUGUGCAUAUGUAAUUUGAUAUAUAUGUAAUCAUUCCAAAAACUUAAAAAAAAAGUUUAUUUUGGAGGAUAAAUGUUUUACAUAAAAAUGUAUAUAAUAAUUAUACAUUACAGUUUUUUUCCCCCAUUUUAGUUUUAAUAUGAUAAAUACUUAUUUAUAUGUAAAACUACACUGUAUUAUAGUUUUGUUUUUUGAGUAAGUACUGAUCAUCUUAGUUUGACUUUAAGUGGAAUGUUUAGUGUGUAUAAUUGUUUAAAAAAAAAAAAAAAAAAAGGGCAGGGUGAUUCCUAGCCUGACGUUAUUUUGAUCUACAGUAGGUGGGAUCAGUUAUUAUUAUCCAUGUAGGGCACUUAUCAUCUGUACAAGGUGUAAAAUGACUUUGAUUUCAAUAAAUGUAAUUUUAGCAUAUGACAAAGAAUUAUGAUUAGCAAAUAAAAAGCAGCUGACUAAUAAUUAUUGAAUAUUCUGUACAGUGUAUUCAAUUAAAGCAUCGUCUUCUCAAGAGAUGUUACUUCUGUAAAAUCUGUGUCAAAUUCAGUGACACAAUCAGUGUGCGCUCGUGUUACUCUCUGAGUAAACAAGCUUUGGCAAUACAUUGUGGACAGAUUGUGUGCAGAGAAACAAGUAGGAUUCCUUUUUACUGUAAAUGUCAAAAUGACACAAAAGCUAGUGUGUAACUGCGGCUGUUUCACACAUCAUAAGCUGGGGUUUAUUUAAAAAACGAGAAUUGUGAUUAAAGAGCUCUUGGUGAUAAUGUUGUUUAAAUGUGCAGUUCUCAGCAUCGCUGGCUAUUCCUCUUAAACGAUGCAUGCAUUUCCUGUGAUCUGUUGGGCGCGAAAGCACACGAAGAAAGUAGGUGGCUUAUUAUAUUGAUGUACAGCAAUAUGUUUGUUGUUUUACGAGAAAAUACCACAGUGACAAAAAUAAGUGAGUAUUACCCAUAGGGCCAACAAGCAUGUGCACUUUCUUAAAACACAUCUUGACUAUUUUUUUUUAUUAUAUCCCGGGAAUUAUUACAGUGUUUUUUGUAGUCUACAAUAGGCUGAGGACAUUUCAAAUGAUCUAAAAAACACCUCUCUUAUACUUCUCAUUUAUAGUAGUGGGAUUGCAGUGCUGCUACAGAUUCUACACACAGACUUACCCAGAACUAGAAUACUUGCACAUUUUAUACCUCAUUCAACAGAAAUGACUGAACCUUCAGCACACGGGCCUGCAAGCACCACUACACAUUUAUACACAAAAAUGGGCUGAUGGGAAACGAAGUAAACUGUCAGCAUUACACGGGUAUGGAGAUGGAAAUGUGUGGGGUUUUAUAUUUCAGAAAUGUACUUUUUUUUUUUUUUGUGAGUGAAAAUGUAUUAUAACUAAUACUGUAGAAUAAGCUAUUGAUUUAGAUGUAAUAUAUGAAAAUUCAUUGUUGUUGUUGUUUAUGGAGUAUGAUACACUUAAUGUAACCUCAUGCAAACUACAUGUGGAAACUUUGUUUCGGAUUUUCAACUGACAUAUCACAAAACAAGAAUGUAGGAUUUAGAAUACUAAUAAUACAGAGGUUUGACAGACUUGUAAUGACUAGAUUCAUUUAAAUGUUCUAGAAGAUGUUUACUGCACCUACACUUGCUUUUGUGGAGAGUUGCUGGCUUUUUAUGUUUUUCUUUGUGCAUAUGUCACUGACUGUGAUGUGAAAUAAUUUUUUGUUGGAUGUAUGGUUAAUGUUUUUGCACAUUAUAGACUUUUUGAAACCUCAUUAAAUGUUUUUGACAAGUGAA